GGAGGAGGAGGCGUUGCGUUGCGUCGUGUCUCCUCGUUGUUGAGGCACUUGCUGAGAGUGUUUUCUCGCCUGUUGCUAAUGGCCUUAGGUGACGCCAAUCAAUUGACUUGUUGUGUGUAGCAUUUGGAGCAUAUUAUUAAAAUUUGCUUGUGGCAAAAGCGUUUUGUAUAUAGUUUUGAGUUUUCAAUACCAAAACAAGUGAGUAGAUCGGGAAAAGCGGGCCAAAUGCAAGUUAAUGUUAGAGGGUUUUCUUGUUUUGUUUAUUAAAUAUAAAAAAAAACAAAUUCGCUUAAGCGUGGAAAAUCGGAGCGCACAUGUACUACACAUAGUUAGAUAUGUAAAUAGAUUUAGUUAGGCAUUGUGUUGGUUGACUCAACGACGAGUAAAUUAUUGGCGCGAAAAUCGAAAGUUACGCUUUUGUAGGAAUAUUAAGCUCUCGCUCCGCUGAAACACUUUGGCAAUCCACUGGCUCACGAAAGAUUAUGUAAGAAAAAAUAUAGGCCCACGACGAAACGCCUAGUUAUUCCACGAAUGUCGCUAUUGGGCAAAUCCAUUACCUACACACGCGGUACACAUCGUCGCGAUGCACGUUACCGGAUCAUACAGGGUCGUAUUUAUAAUUUUCUGGAGCGACCACGCGGAUUUUUCGCAAUCUCCUAUCACAUAAUGGUAUUCCUUUUGAUCUUCACCUGCUUAGCCUUAAGUAUUUUCGCUACAAUCAACGAAUAUGAAAAAGAGGCAUCCUUCUCCUUGUAUCGACUGGAGGUGUUGGUGGUAUUUUGGCUUACACUUGAGUUCAUUAUACGGCUAUGGGCUGCAGGUGUACGCUCGCGCUAUCAGGGCUUUCUGGGACGCUUUAAAUUCAUGACCGGCACAUUUUGCAUUAUAGACCUCAUCACAAUUGCUGCCUCCUUGAUUGCACUGGCACAGGGCGCACCACGUCGCGUGUUCGCGACCAGUACGUUGCGAGCGCUGAGAUUCUUUCAGAUAUUGCGCAUGUUGCGCAUGGAUCGACGUGGUGGCAGCUGGAAACUUUUGGGGAGUGUUGUUUAUGCGCAUAGACAGGAACUACUCACUUCGAUCUACAUCGGCUUCCUCGGUCUCACUUUCUCUGCCUUUCUAGUUUAUUUAGUAGAGCGUGAUGUUAAUGAGCAGUUUAACAAUUUCGCGAAAGCUCUUUGGUGGGGUGUUAUAACAAUGUGCACUAUAGGUUAUGGCGACUCAGUGCCCAUAACCUGGCAGGGUAAACUCAUCGGUACGAUUGUUACUUUGUUGAGUUAUUCGUUCUUUGCGCUGCCGGCGGGCAUUUUGGGUAGCGGUUUCGCUUUGAAAGUUCAACAACAACAACGUCAAAAACACAUGAUAAGUCGUUACCAGCCCGCUGCAACAUUAAUACAGUCUGCUUGGCGUUAUUAUGCAGCGGAUGAGAAUUCUACAGCGGUCGCUACAUGGAAGAUACACGAAAUACCUAUACAAUUGCCGAGUCCCACUAGCUCUUUCAAAGUUCAAAGCCCCUUAAGACGUUUACCUAGUCGGCGCCGCCGAAGCCAAACUAUACAUUCUCCUGCCGAUAUUUUACACAUCGAGUCAGCGAAGUCGGGUCGCUAUCUUUCGGUCUUCAAUGACAAGUCCGUGGAAAGCCCAGAUGAAGACUAUACACCAAAAUGCAAUACGUUGUUGAAGAAACAUAAAAUCGCUAUUAGAUUUAUACGAAUGCUUAAGUUUAUGGUUGCCCGUCGAAAAUUCAAAGAAGCCUUGAAACCUUACGAUGUCAAAGAUGUACUGGAACAGUAUGCCGCGGGUCAUGCGGACCUGUUGAUGCGAGUAAAAAAUAUACACGCGAGAUUGGACCUUAUAUUAGGCGGUAAACGUGCGCCAAAAAUUAAGGAUGCUUCAAAAAUCUGCUUAGCUUCCAGAGUGGUCAAAAUGGAAAGACAAGUUAACGAUAUUGAAGAUAAGUUAGAUCUACUAAUUAGACAAUUUAUGGAGGAUCGCAGACGCAAAGAAAAUGAUAACGAAGAUCAAUCUAACAUGGCGCCCGCACUGGAAGCGGUCAACAAUGAGACGAUCAAUAAAAGAGAGAAAGCGAACAUUUCUGCAGCUGUGCAGGAAGCAAAAAGCGCCAAUAGAACAAGUCUUCCCACGAUCGUCUAUCAGCCACACCUGCCUGCGAAUAUAAAUUAUCCACCUCAUCGAGAUUUAAAAUUACCCAUCCCACAGCAGAGGCCCGAUAGUGCAAUAAUAUUUAUAGAUGAUUUGGGCAAAGUGGAGGAAGGGGAUAUAUUCCAUGAAGAUGAUGAAGAGUACAGCGAUGCUAUGUAUGCAUCGGUGGAGGCGUACUUGGGUUGGACGUGAGGAGGGUAAGGAGUGCAAAGCCUACAUUUUUCAAAAAUUGAGUGCCUUGUAGCUGAACAGACGCAUAUUAUUGAAUAAGUUUAAUUAUUUAUGUUG
Zeugodacus cucurbitae (melon fly) is the source of this 2451-nucleotide messenger RNA. RefSeq names its product potassium voltage-gated channel subfamily KQT member 5. Gene Ontology annotation, biological process: transmembrane transport; potassium ion transport. Gene Ontology annotation, molecular function: voltage-gated potassium channel activity. NCBI's taxonomy places the organism in Eukaryota, Metazoa, Arthropoda, Insecta, Diptera, Tephritidae. The coding region runs from base 532 to 2355 and encodes 607 amino acids. The transcript is spliced from 15 exons. Gene Ontology annotation, cellular component: membrane. The record is from RefSeq and is a predicted model, not a curated record.